CGCCAAUCGCCACUAAAAUCAUUGACCAAAUAUUUUUAUUUCUAAGGUUUAAAUCAAAAUUUGAAUUUAUUUUUCUAGAGAGAGAGAGAGAGAGAUGGAGUUCAGUAUCAGUGGCAAUGGGCUCAAGACCUUGGCUAGGUCUAUAAUCUGCCUCGCACGCGUCGGCAACGAGCUCGUCGUCCAAGCUUCGCCGACACAGCUGGCAUUGCACACUUUAAAUGCUUCACGUUCUGCCUAUCAGUGUAUUACAUUUCAGCCAAGUUUCUUUGAUGUAUAUACUGUUUCUGGUCCUCAAGCUCAUUUCAGUUUACUUUUGAAGGCUGUUUGUUCUGUUCUUAGAACCCCUCUCGCCAGCAUUGAUCACAUGAGUGUGCAGUUGCCAGAUCAUGAUGCAUCUAAGGUCAAAUGGACUUUGCAGUGUUACAGUGGUAUGAAGAAAACAUAUUGGAUUACUUGCAAUGUGGAACCAGAUAUACAGCAUCUGUCCCUUGAUAGGGGUAGAUUUCCUAGUACCUUAGUCGUGCAUCCUCGAAAUCUGAGCAAGUUGCUUGGAAACUUCCAGUCAUCCCUCCAAGAGAUUACAAUAAUUGCUACAGAUCAAACUUCUUUCCCCUCUGAUGCUGCAAGUGAAAUAGGUGGAAAAUCUGUUGAGUUUCGGAGCUAUGUGGAUCCUACCAAAGAUGGCGACGCUUUGUUACAUACUCAGCUAUGGAUUGAUCCAUCAGAAGAAUUUUUGCAGUAUACUCACGCAGGUGAUCCCGUUGACAUCACAUUUUCCUUGAAGGAACUAAAGGCAUUUCUGGCAUUUUGCGAGGGCUGUGAAGCUGAUAUUCAUCUUUUUUUCGAAAAAGCUGGCGAACCAAUACUGAUGGCUCCAAAAUUCGGUUUGGGUGAUGGGUCAAGCUCCAGUUUUGAUGCAACACUCGUUCUUGCGACAAUGCUUGUGUCUCAACUUCAGGAAGGGAUUCCGGCAGAACCUCCUGAAGCAGCAAACUCCACAGGUGGCCAUGCUGCCGAGCAAGUAGGAUCACAGCCUCAAGAACGGUCUAGGCAAAAUGCCUCUGUGCACCCAUCUGAUCACACACGAGUUUGGUCUGAACUUUCAGGAACUGCCACUAAGAGCGUGAACGGUACUGAGGAUAGGCCACAGGCUCAGGGACAACCAGACUUGGAUAUCCAAAGAAUUAGGAAUAUGGAAAUAUCAAAAGGCGGGCCAGCUGGAGAUACUGCUCCUGCAGCUCCUAACUCCCAACGUCCCACACAGAUAGAUCAUGCUGAAGGAUCCCGAGUACGGGUACAGAACCAAAGUUUCUCCCAGCACCAUCCUAGUAAUUGGGUAGAUGCAAAUGAGGAAGAAGACGACGACGAAGAAGGUGUCGAGGCGACGCCACCUCACAAUGAAGAUUAUUAACUCAAGUCCCUUUCCCUUGAAGUUUUUUUUCAUCUCAUUCAACUGGAAAAUGAUCCGGAGAAGAUUGUGAAAAAUGGGACAGAACAUACAAGUAAAGUAAGGCAUUUAGGUGGUGAUUUAUUCCUCACCAUAUACAUAUAAAAUUCUGUUUUACGGUAAAAUGCCUCUCUGCUAUGUAGAAUAGAAGAAAAAGGUGAGAGUAUAUGCAUAUAUGUGUAGUGUUAGGUGCUUCAUCCACUACAAUCAAAGUUUGAUCCUUUCUUGGCAAAACUUCUGAAUGGCGUGCUGUGUUGUUCAGUCAUCUUUGUUUGUUAGGCAUUUGCUUUUUCUUUCUAACUUAACAUAAAAAUAGAAUGCCAACACACCUUGAGCUUGAAUAUCUGCAUUUCCACUA
Molecule: messenger RNA, 1805 nt
Organism: Arabidopsis lyrata subsp. lyrata
Lineage: Eukaryota; Viridiplantae; Streptophyta; Magnoliopsida; Brassicales; Brassicaceae
Product: cell cycle checkpoint control protein RAD9A
Exons: 12
Coding region: 95-1411 (438 amino acids)
Biological process (GO): cellular response to ionizing radiation; DNA repair; DNA replication checkpoint signaling
Cellular component (GO): checkpoint clamp complex
Source: RefSeq, a predicted model, not a curated record